Cololabis saira (Pacific saury) is the source of this 621-nucleotide messenger RNA. RefSeq names its product ATPase H+ transporting V1 subunit F (gene atp6v1f). Gene Ontology annotation, molecular function: proton-transporting ATPase activity, rotational mechanism. The record is from RefSeq and is a predicted model, not a curated record. Bases 59 to 418 code for a protein of 119 amino acids. Gene Ontology annotation, biological process: proton transmembrane transport. Lineage: Eukaryota; Metazoa; Chordata; Actinopteri; Beloniformes; Belonidae. The transcript has 2 exons. Gene Ontology annotation, cellular component: proton-transporting V-type ATPase, V1 domain; membrane.
GACCCGGAUCACAUGACCGCUGCGUCUCUCCGCUGAACCCACCGAGCUGCGGAUCGUGAUGGCGGGGCGCGGAAAGCUGAUCGCGGUGAUCGGGGACGAGGAUACGUGCACGGGCUUCCUGCUCGGCGGCGUCGGGGAGCUGAACAAGAACCGAAAACCCAACUUCCUGGUGGUGGAGAAGGACACGAGCAUCACGGAGAUCGAGGAGACCUUCAAGAGUUUCCUGGCCCGGAACGACAUCGGCAUCAUCCUGAUCAACCAGUUCAUCGCGGAGAUGAUCCGCCACGCCAUCGACGCGCACAUGGAGUCCAUCCCGGCGGUGCUGGAGAUCCCUUCCAAGGAGCAUCCCUACGACGCGUCCAAGGACUCCAUCCUGCGGCGCGCCAAGGGCAUGUUCUCGGCCGAGGACUUCCGCUAGACCCGACCCCGAACCGGGGCCCGAACCGGUGGUUUUGAACCACCGACCCGGUCCCGGCUCCCUUCAGUCUCCACGUGACCAAGUUUCUAAUGUGCGUGUUUGUCGUGCUCAGAUCAAACCUGCUCUGCUCCUAAAUGUGUUUCUGUCAGAUGUGUUAAAUUAUGAAAUAUAUGUUUGAUGCAAUAAAGAUGAUUCUGGUUCUG